GUUUCCAACAUGAAGCUAUAAUCUCUAUUUCCGGGUGCAUGUCGCUCAAGUUAUUUCUGUGUAUACGGUAUGAUGAUCUGAAAACCUUAUAUAUUAAGUUCUGUCUCUCUAAGUACUAGAGAGGCACAGUUGUGUAACAACAGUAGUUUUAUAUAAUAGGCUUGCUCACUUUAAUACGGUUGUACCGACUCAGAGCUCAGGCAUAGUUGCGGCCACAUUGGUCAACUUUGGCGCCUUGGCUUUUUUCCACAACAGUCCGGGAUGAGGCUGCCUCCAUGACUCUCAGGUAACGUUGGAGAAAAUAUCACUAAGUCUAAUACAAACGAAGGGCGAGGAUGGCCCCAGAGGGCCAGGCCGUGGUGCAUUCUACUCAAGCCUGGCUGCAGUCCUCCUGGCACAUAAAGGUGCCGUUUGCCUGGCUGGAAGCCUGUGUUGAGUGGCUGCAGGAAGAAGGAGGAGGAGCAGGUCAUCUAUCGCAGCAACAAAUCAACCAACAGGUGCUGGACCAGUGGUUGUUGACAGACCUCAGGGACCUAAGCUACCCUGUUCUACCUGAAGGACUCGCUCAGGCCCAGAAGACUGAACUCAACGGGACCUUCUGUGUCCAGGUUGACUCAUUACUGGACAUCAGUCAGCCUGCGUACAGUCAGAUGCAGAAAUGGAGGGGCUCAGAUUGUGCCAACGAUGAGGUGUCAGCUGUCACACAGUUCACCCAGAGGCCCUGGGAAGCCCGACCAUCCCGGAUGCUACUGCUGCAGGUGACAGAUGGAGUCCAGAGCUUGGAGGCCAUGGAGUAUCGGCCUGUGCCCGCACUCAGCACCGCUCUAAGACCUGGAGUGAAGCUGCAGUUGCAAGGGCAGAUGGUCUGCAGGCUCGGGAUGCUUCUCUUGGGGCCGCCCAACAUCAAGGUUCUGGGUGGGGAAGUGGAGGAUCUGGUGGAGAGGAAUAACCAGGGGAAGGUGCUGUGUCGGACACUGGGACUCCCCGAGGAGCAGCAAGAGACGGGAGAGGCGCAACGCGCAGCACUACAAGGAAACCAGGAAGUGGAGGACCUGGGGAUUGAUGAUGCAGAGUUGUUGGCCAGUCUGGAUGCUCAGGAGCAGGUGGAGAGGAUUCAGGAGGGAACCGUCCCAGACAGCGGCUACGGGAGGCUCAGUGCGACCUCCACUCAGUCUUCGAGAAGCUACUCUAUCAGGAGCUUUGUCUCAACCGAUUCAUCCAGAAAUGAAGCUUCUGCCGGCUCUUACAGAAGUGGUUCAGCCCAGAGUACCAGAGGUGGUCCGGUCCGAGGUCCGAGCCCCGGCAGUGAACAAGGGGAUCCCGACCUCUCAAUCCAACGGCAGGUCUCCGAUCGUCGUAACAUGCCAUUGGAUGACUUUCCCGAUGAAGACUUUGACAAUCUUCCUCUGGAUGAGUUGGACAGUGCCAUCUUUCAACUAGGCAACAAUGUUGCCACGCAAUCUGUCAGCAGUCACAGAAUCACACCACAGAGCAGCGACAGAAUAACAGGGAACCCUAACAGGGUAACAGAAGCCAACACUGCUCAGUUUGAGCAACGCUCUUUGAGUGACUCUGGGUCUCGGCUUGGUCCUGGCAACUCCGGAUCCACCACACAAAAACGAGAUGGCUGUAUUAAAGCAGCCGCAGAGCCGGCGUUUUCCCCUGCACCGGCGUUGCAGCCAUCACAUGGGUUGGGCGUUGCUGCUAUUGACGAGAGUGACUUCAUGGAUGACGAAAUGGACCGCUUUCUCGCAGAGGUCGAGACCGGGUGGGCCGGUGAUUCGAAUCAGUUUUCUGUUCCACAAGGGCCAAGCACAGACCGAGAUAGCUUUUCCCCCCAAACAGACACUCCAGGUUCCAGUCACACGCUUACCGGCGACUCAUCAAGAAGUGCAACGGGAAGGUUUCAAUUUGAGAGCUCGCGCAACGCUCCUCAGGGGCAGAAUUCCGAUCCAGACGGUGCGGAAUCUGCUCAGACAGGCCGGGAGAGUGACAGCUCGGCCCCGGCUCUCACUCUGACAUCUCCACCUUUUACGUAUUUGUGCCUGCUCGAGGAGAUGGCGUCCAAACCACGACCUCACACCCCGGAGAUCCGAGUCAAAGCUUUCAUUGUGACCCUGGUGGGGAAACUGAGCAGCAACAAUGGCCGCUGGCGCAUCGGCGCCACGAUAUCCGACGGAACGGGCUACCUGGACGUGGAGCUGUCCGACGGGGUCUUGACGGGCCUGCUCGGCUUCUCGGUGGCGGAAAAGGUGUCUCUGAAGCGCGACCCAGCCCGGAGAGGUGAGCUGGACGGCGGGAUGAGGAGGUGUCAGGAAGGGCUGGUGGACAUGUGCUGUGUUAUGACCAUCGCGUUUGAACCAGACGGCGGAAAAGCUGUGGUGACCCAGACGGACCCCGUCGACGAGAAAAUGUUCCAGGAGCUCGAGCAGAGGCUGAAAGAUGACAGGAAAUAGCCACAGGAGCCGUUGAGGGGAAGUGGGCGAUAAUGAGAAAAUUACAGGCAGGAGAAGUAAGUUGCCUUUAAGCAGAGAUGGAAAAUUACAACUAUAAGCAUUGCCUUUUCUCUUUUCUUUUUUUUUGAAUUUGGCGAUCAAUCUGCCCUUCUGCUUUAGAUUUGGAGGGAAGAAUGUGUAAACUGGAUGUCUAAUGAUCAGCAGGCAGUGUGUUGCAAUGCAUCCCAUCUGCUAUAUGUGAAUUUGACAUUCUGUCAUUUGUCAUUAGAGGAUUUCAUUCAUCAUUUCAUUCAUAUUCAUAUUCAUAGAGCUAUUUUCUGCUUGAUAUGCACAGCAUCCCUCUAGCAAAGUAAACAGAUUUCUAAUAUCUACACUUUCAUUCAUCGACAUAGGGGUUCAAACUUUUUAAUGUUCCACUGUUACACAUUAAAAACAAUGUGAAGAGUGGCGCAUGAGAGACGGAACCGGGUAGAAAAUAAUUCGUACAGUGAUUGUUGUAAUGAAUUGCCGGCCUUUGCAUUCAUUUGGUACAUCCAUUACUUCUGACUGAAAAAUGAUUUAACAUCCAAGGGCAGCUCGGGUCUUUAAUAAACUGCCCCAGAGGAGAUGAGAGGAAAGGGGAAUAAAGCAGAAACCAUGAUUUCUGAUUAUUUUUCUUCAUUAUAGAUCCUCAUCUGUUUUGGUUUUUAAUGAAUAAACCCUAAAUAGGAUGCCUUGCCUGUAUUUACUAUGUUUGGAAAUAAAAGUGUUCUGAUGGUUUUACAUUUUUCUCCUACAUUAUAACUAAUAAAACAUGCUUGAAAUAACAGA
Pungitius pungitius (ninespine stickleback) is the source of this 3266-nucleotide messenger RNA. It is a transcript of the gene rmi1, whose product is annotated as RMI1, RecQ mediated genome instability 1, homolog (S. cerevisiae). Gene Ontology annotation, cellular component: nuclear body; RecQ family helicase-topoisomerase III complex. Gene Ontology annotation, biological process: double-strand break repair via homologous recombination; resolution of meiotic recombination intermediates. The record is from RefSeq and is a predicted model, not a curated record. Lineage: Eukaryota; Metazoa; Chordata; Actinopteri; Perciformes; Gasterosteidae. Bases 336 to 2456 code for a protein of 706 amino acids. The transcript is spliced from 9 exons. Gene Ontology annotation, molecular function: nucleotide binding.